Ramularia collo-cygni is the source of this 1596-nucleotide messenger RNA. RefSeq names its product related to cytochrome P450 family protein. The record is from RefSeq and is a predicted model, not a curated record. Lineage: Eukaryota; Fungi; Ascomycota; Dothideomycetes; Mycosphaerellales; Mycosphaerellaceae. Gene Ontology annotation, molecular function: iron ion binding; heme binding; oxidoreductase activity, acting on paired donors, with incorporation or reduction of molecular oxygen. The transcript has 6 exons. Bases 1 to 1596 code for a protein of 531 amino acids.
AUGAAUAAUACUAUUCUCAUCGCAUUGCUCGGUCUUGCAGUCUUUGCCUUCUACAAGGCAGUGGUGGCUAUCGCUGUUAGCAGACAGAAUGCCGCCAAAGCGCGAGAGCUGGGUUGCAAGGAGCCUCCAAUGAUUAGAAAUCUGGGAUUUCUCGGUAUAUCACAUCUCAAGCGAGCAAUGGCUGCAGACAAACAGCAGCUGUUUCCGGAUUUCUUAGUCGACAGACAAGAUAGCAUCAGCAAGGAAUUUGGCCGUGRGGUUACGACAGUGAAGGGACACCUUUUCGGUCAGGUUGGUUACUUCACCAGCGACCCAGAAAACGUAAAGGCUAUCCUGGCCACCCAGUUCCAGGACUUUGAUCUGGGGCCGAUAAGGAAUACCAUCAUGGGAGAAGUCCUCGGAUCUGGCAUUUUCACGCAGGAUGGCCCAAAGUGGAAGCACUCUCGUGAAAUGCUGAGGCCCAACUUUGUUAGAGAUCAGAUCAGCGACUUGGAUAUGGAGGAGCAUCAUGUCGAGCAUCUGAUGGCCGAGUUACCAGUCAAUCAAGCAACUGGGUGGACAGAUUUCACCGACAUCCAAACUCUCUUCUUCCGCCUGACCAUCGAUGCGUCAACGGAAUUCCUGUUUGGAGAAUCAGUAAACAGCCAAGUUUCCGAAGGCCGUCAUUCCGCUGUCGCAAAGGCCAACUUGCGUGACGAGAAGGCCUUUAGCAUCCACUUCGACUCAGCCCAAGCUCAUAUGACGACGAAAUUCAGACUAGCUAAUUUCCAUUGGAUGCAUAAUCCCAAGGAGUAUCAAGUCGACAACAAGAUUGUCAAUGACUUCGUACGGACAUAUGUUGAUGCGGCUCUUGGGAAAGGUCAGGCAGCAGACAUCGAGAAGGCACCGCAAAGCGACAAAUAUGUCUUUAUGCAUGAGCUGGCCAAGAACACGAGGAAUCCCGAUGAGCUCCGAGCACAGUUGCUCAAUAUCUUGCUUGCUGGCAGAGACACGACGGCCUCUCUACUCUCGUGGUUCUUCCACGAAAUGCUACGAAACCCAGAUUGCUUCAACAAACUCCGACAAACUGUCGUCGACACCUUUGGCACAUACGACAACCCCCAAGACAUCACCUUCGCAACUCUCAAAGGCUGUCAAUACUUGCAAUAUUGCAUCAACGAGACCCUUCGUCUUUGGCCCGUUGUUCCCACCAAUGGCCGCCGCACAAACAAACCCACGACUCUACCUCGUGGAGGCGGACCAGACGGCCUCUCCCCAGUCUUCCUCCCCGCCGACACCCCAGCAGAUUACUCCGUCCACGUCAUGCAUCGUCGCAAAGAUCUCUGGGGCGAAGACGCCCAAGAAUUCCGCCCCGAACGCUUCGCCAACAGGAAAGUAGGCUGGGAGUUCUUACCCUUCAAUGGCGGCCCUAGAAUCUGUAUCGGACAGCAAUUCGCGCUGACGGAAACGAGUUAUGUGCUUGUGAGACUAUUGCAGAGAUUUGAUCAGAUUGAGGCUGCGCCCGGUGAAUUGGAGCAGAGGGCUACAAGUCGCCUUUCUCUCACCAACUGUCCUGGGAGACCGGUUACGCUGAGGUUGCAUGAGGCGAAGGCGUAG